Pistacia vera is the source of this 1532-nucleotide messenger RNA. Its product is annotated as pre-mRNA-splicing factor 18. Gene Ontology annotation, cellular component: U4/U6 x U5 tri-snRNP complex; U2-type post-spliceosomal complex; U5 snRNP. The record is from RefSeq and is a predicted model, not a curated record. The transcript has 2 exons. Gene Ontology annotation, biological process: RNA splicing; generation of catalytic spliceosome for second transesterification step. Lineage: Eukaryota; Viridiplantae; Streptophyta; Magnoliopsida; Sapindales; Anacardiaceae. Bases 98 to 1336 code for a protein of 412 amino acids.
CUGUCUUUAUUCAUCAUACAUCGAGUAGUCUCUCCCGAUCUUCAACAAUCAACGAUUGUUUUGAAAUUGAAAAUCCAGAAUCAAAUUAAACCCUAAGAUGGAUCUCCUCCAGCAAGAACUCCUAAAGAAACGGAAAUCCCUAGCCGAAGACACCGGCGGAAAACGUUUCUUCAAGCGCUCCGAAAUCGAGCAGAAACAAAUCCAAAAGCUACGCGAACAGGAAAAACGUGAACAAGAAGCCAAACUCCUCCGCCAAAACGCCGCCACCUCCACCUCUAACAGUGCCGCGACUAAAUCGAACACUCUCUCUACCUCCACGACAACCUCCGCGACCAGUACGACCACCUCCGCCGCCACCACUUCCAAAUCCCUAACCAACGAGCAAAACAUCGAUAACUUAGUUUUGCCGAAGCAAGAAGUCAUUCGGCGGCUCCGGUUACUGAAACAACCGAUCACUCUUUUCGGCGAAGACGAUGACGCACGGCUCGAGCGGUUAAAAUACGUUUUAAAAGCGGGACUUUUUGAGGUUGAUAGUGACAUGACUGAAGGACAAACGAACGAUUUUCUACGCGAUAUUGCGGAGUUAAGAAAGCGGCAGAAGACAGGGAUUUUAAGCGAGAGGAAGAGAAAAGAUAGGGAAGAGGGGAAAGAGGAUGGAGAAGGAGGAGGUGGAGAUGAAGAGUUGAGUGGUGAUGGUGGUUCAAGUGGGGUUGAUAUGGAUAAAGAUUUGAAGAGAAUGAAAGCUAAUUUUGAUGAGCUGUGUGAGGAGGAUAAGAUUCUUGUGUUUUUUAAGAGGUUGUUGAAUGAGUGGAAUCAGGAGUUGGAUGAAAUGCCUGAAGCUGAGAAAAGGACAGCUAAAGGGAAGUCUAUGGUGGCUACUUUUAAGCAAUGUGCGAGGUACUUGAAUCCUUUGUUCAAGUUUUGUAGAAAGAAGGUUCUUCCCGAUGACAUCCGUCAAGCAUUAAUGAUUGUGGUUAAUUGCUGCUUGAAGCGAGACUACCUAGCUGCAAUGGACCAUUAUAUCAAGCUCGCUAUUGGAAAUGCACCCUGGCCAAUUGGUGUCACUAUGGUUGGUAUCCAUGAACGUUCAGCCCGUGAGAAAAUUUACACCAAUAGUGUGGCUCAUAUUAUGAACGAUGAGACAACUCGCAAGUAUCUUCAAUCAGUUAAGAGAUUGAUGACCUUUUGUCAACGACGCUACCCAGCGAUGCCUUCAAAAGCAGUUGAGUUCAACAGCCUGGCGAAUGGCAGUGACUUACAGUCUCUGCUAGCAGAAGAGGGAGUUCAACAACCCUCGGAGGAAAGGUUACGACUAAUGCCUGCACCAAAGGACUAGGCGUUAAUCAUGUAAUAAUCUUUAUAUUUCUUCGGAAUUCAAUCUACUCACUCAUGUUUUGCCUGAAUGAUAACUCCAUAUCGUUUCAACCAUGUGUUAUUAUUGUAUGAUUCUGUGCCAGGGGAAAAAUGACUUUGUAUCAAAUGAAUGGCAUCACAUGCUAGAUUUGAUAAAUUCGCUGUGAACUUACUGCAAA